Messenger RNA from Bipolaris maydis ATCC 48331, 576 nucleotides. RefSeq lists its product as uncharacterized. Lineage: Eukaryota; Fungi; Ascomycota; Dothideomycetes; Pleosporales; Pleosporaceae. The record is from RefSeq and is a predicted model, not a curated record.
UGCUGCCUACUACCAGAUUCCUACUUAAGACUCGCAAAUCUCCUGCUCUAUUUUCUUCAUUAAUUCCAGUCAAGUGUGAAGCAGUACUCUCAGAAAACUAGUAUCACUACCAACCUCCAACAUGCCCACUCCCAUCGACCGCGCAGUGCAACAACGUGGGCCGUUCUUCGCAUUCGCCGCUAUAGUCGCAGGCGUUGCAGCAUGGAGUAUCUGGGGUCAAGAUAUCUUUCCCAGUCAAGAUCCUACUGGCGACCCAGAAACAUGGACACAUGACCAAUGCGUUACCUGGCUUCAGCAUCGAAAUCUACAUCCUUCUCCCCUAGCGACAACUGCAGAACUGCUGGAGCGAAUCAAGGCCAACAUGAGGGUGUCUAGGGAGCGGGCACCCGAUCAAUGAGUGUGCAGAGAUACUGUGUUGUCUCGUGAGAGCUUUUCAAAAUUAUUUUCCGUUUCAAAUUGAACUGUAGUUGUUGGUUUAUCUCAAUGUUUCUCGAGCUAAUCACCGAUCCCAAAAAUGUGCAAUGGCCUCAACGGCCCUGGAUGCUUAUACCUAUACGAAAUCCAACGCCUAUUUCC